AUGUCAUCAGAAUAGGUUGAGACAAAUAACCAAGAAUAAAGAAUGUCAACAGACAACGUAUAGUAAAUUGAAUUAACUUCGGUUUAAAAUGAAAAUAGAACCCAAGGAGUUUCAUAGGUUCUUCUUCCGAAAACUGAAAAACAGGAAUCUCUUCAUUCAGUAAUUUAAUAAGUUCAAAUACCUUAAAAUAACAAUUAACAAGAACCUGAAUUGGAGGGGUUGAAUAUUUAAAAUAACAAUAUUCAUGAAGGUAUAGUAACGGAUGAUAGAAUUAAUAUCGAAAAAGAUAUACCUGAAGAAUCCCAUUAACAUUUAGAAUAUCUGGGUUAAUUAAUUGACUUUAUAAAUAAACGAUUUAACGAAGUUAAAAGAUCCUCCAGUAUUUAUAAAUAUUAUACUAAAAUUAUAUUUUAGAUACUUAUUUAUAUAUCUACGAUUUUGGAGUUAAUAUUUACUUUAUAAUAUGGGAAAGUAAAUAACAUUUCAGAUGCACCGGUUUAUGAAGGAUUAUAUUAUUUUUCAAUAGCUCUAGCCAUUUUGCUUCAUGUAUAUGUUUGGAUUUAUACAUAUAAAUACAUGAAUGUAUAAAGACAUCAUCUUUGUUGGGAUCUAUUGAAUUAUGUUUAUUAUGCUAUUAUUGGAAUCCUGAGCUACAUAAAACUGUUGCCCUUUUUUGUGUUUUACUCCAGAGAUAAGUCCAUUCAAUAGUUUUCAUUCAGUUAGAUCAACAAGUAUCUAAUAAUGACAAGUGAAGACAGAUAAGGAAAUCCCUCUGGGUUGUUUAAGAAAAGAACUAAACCAGUAAAUAUUUUCAGAGACUUGAUAUUCCAUCGUAUAGCUUUAAUUUCUAUGAUGAUUACAUUCUUAACACAAUCAAUUCCAAUGCUUUUUAUAUAAGGAUUUUUUAAUGCUAAGGUAGGUAGAUGGGACGAUUAUAAUAACUUUAACUAUUUUCUUUUGGUUGUUAAUAUCCUUUACUACCUAACUGAACUUUAAUUUAUUGUAUUUACUACUACUUAUCGUUAAAUAACUCUAGAUAUUUAAGAGAAAUUGCACAAAAUUGGAAUUUAUAAAAUUCAAGAAACUAAAUAACUCCUUAAGGCUGAUGAAUCCUAUCUUGAAAAUGUGUAAUCAUUUUACUUUCAAAUAGACACAAGUAAGUUCAGUGAUUAUGAGAAAAGAAGAUGUAUAAUUUAAAUAAUUAAAUUUAUUUUGAGAUUAAGACUUCUCAAAUUAAUCGCCAUUUCAAAUAUUGAUUCUUAUAAACCAGUAACAUUAUAAUAUUUGGCUAAUGCAUUUGAAUUUAUAGAAAUCAAUAAGAUCAUAUUGUGUUAUAAGAAUAGUGAAAAGUUAGAAGAACUCAAGAAUACAUUCUCUAAUUUUUCUAACUGUCAAAUAGUUCAUGAGGAUGAAAUCAAUUUAGGUGGUAUAUGGAAUAGUGAUCAACAAGAAGAAACUUAAGGAGAAAUCAAAAGAACUACUGUCUAAGUUAACACAAAUAGACAAUCUAAUAUAAUUGCAUAAAUUACUGGACACAGAAACAGGCAGAUUUCAACUAUUUUUUAUUUAAUGGCUCCAGAUCAAUUACGUCCAAAGUUUAGUAUGAGUGAUUCAUUAAAUAAGUAGAUUAAUAGGGAGAGAUAAGUAGAGAAAGAUAGAUUAUAGAGAAUUUGUAAUCAAAAUAACAGUUUAGAAGAAAUUAGACAAGAAAAUGAUAACAUAAUCAAUGAAAUUACUAAGCUUGAAAUUCUUAAAGAAUAAUUAGGAUGUUUUAGAAGAUUAGCUGAUUGCUAUCAAUAUUAUGAGACUAUUAAGAGAAUGAACGUUUUCCAAGGUAUAGUCCAAAGUCUUGUAUCAUUGUUGAAUUUAACCUUUUAAAUAAUGCAAUAUGUGUAUUUCAUUUAAGUGGAAAAAGAUAGUUUAAUUUGGGCACUUAUCAUUUUGUAGAUUUUAAAUCCCAUUUUGCAAUUAAUAUCUUUUGCUAUGUUUUAUGUCAAACUAUACAAGAAUUCAGCCAUUUAUGAAAUGAUCUCAGUAAUUUUUCUCUUUUUCAUAUUCAAUCUCUUAAAAAUCUGGGAUCUAGUUAUGAAGAUCAUUUUCCUUUGUUUUAAAUACAUCAUUGAAAGAGCUGAAAGAAAUUUCGCUGCCAUUAAUGUCAAAGCCUAUAUUAGAUUUAAAAGUUAUGCAGCUAAAUUUAAAGGAAGUAUUGGAAUUGUUGCUUUUGAUUAUGGGGAUGUUUAACUUGAUCCAUCUAGUUUAUGGGAUAUCUCGAGUGCUCCCACCUAUUAGGCUAUUAUAUGGAGAACAAGUGUUGAUGAAGCCUUAAAUAAGAUACCCCAGUUUUUUAUCUAUAUUUUAACAGUAAAUAAAGAUUACGCUUGGGGUUUCUCAAUUGUAAGUAGUGUUAAAGAUGGCUUUUUUGCAGUGAAAGAUCUAUUGGCAGUUGUAAUUAAAGACUUCUUUGUACCUGCACUGAUAUUAAGAAAAGUAUCUGUUGAUUAGUUUUUUUAAUCAAUGUCUUAUUUGAGUUCAAUUUAAGAAUCAAUUUUAAUAGAAUAUCCAAAAUCAUAUGCUAUUGUUUCCAAAUUAGAUAGGUUUAUUAUAAAUAAAAGAAAAUAUAAAAUUGAUUUCACUAAAUUAGAUUAUUCUUAUUUUGAGUAGUAGAGAAAGAAAAAAUUAUAGGCUCAAUUGAAAUUGGUUUUAGUAAAUAUAACUUCAAGUCUUGAAAUCGAAAAAGCAUAAGAAUUUUUAUAUAUGGGUGAAGAACUUAUUCCAAUAUUCAAAUGUUUAUAAGUGAGUGAACUCUAACAAUUGAAGUUAAAUUUUUCAUUGGAUGAAAUUGCUCCUGAAAAUUUAUGGCUUAUGAAUAUUAUCCUGUUGUAUUGUCCAAAAAAUAGCCUAAAACAAUUGGAAAUACGUGUUGAAACAAAAAGGGCAAUUUAUCUUAACCUUGAUUUAGAAAGAAGAAAGACUUUAACUGGCUUUGGUUAUUCUUAUUAUUAAAUUAGAGAAAUGAUAAGAUAGAAUAGAGUACAAAAUGCUGAAACCAUAAUUAUAGAUAAAUAGUUUCUUAAAUUAGAUAGAUAUAAUUUUUCAGAAUUUUAUCUCGAAGUUGGAGGUUGUUUAGAUUUAAAAAAUUGCAAAACUUUCUUUAAUCAGUUUAUUGAAGUCAAAACUUUAGAAAUAGCACUAUAAUCAGAUAGUGAGAAUUAAGGUUUUAGUUUAUAACAGAAUAUUAAUAGUAAAGUAUUAACUAAACUAUCAUUGAACUUUUAAAAUAUUGAAUUAAAUACAUAAGGAUUUAGUUUAUCUAAUCUACAAGAGUUUAAAUUGACUUUAAUAAAUUGUAAAUUUGACAGCAAAGAUUUGCAAAGACUAUUACUUACAAUGAAAUAGGGACGUAUCAUUUUGAAUUUAAGGUAAAAAAUUUUAAUAUUUUAGAUAAGCGCUUGUAAGGAACUGCGAAAGGCAAUGUAUGGAGAGGAGUAUGAUUAGAUCAAUGAGAACUGAGGAUUUUGGAUUAAAUUAAAAAGAGAUGGGGGAUAUUCAAUAAUAACUAUAAAAUAGAGGAGUUAGAAUCACCAUUUUGAUUUGA
Molecule: messenger RNA, 3595 nt
Organism: Paramecium octaurelia
Lineage: Eukaryota; Ciliophora; Oligohymenophorea; Peniculida; Parameciidae
Source: the annotation of a GenBank genome assembly